Molecule: messenger RNA, 5159 nt
Organism: Astrephomene gubernaculifera
Lineage: Eukaryota; Viridiplantae; Chlorophyta; Chlorophyceae; Chlamydomonadales; Astrephomenaceae
Source: the annotation of a GenBank genome assembly
AUCUGGCUCAUCACAUCGGGCCAUAUAGAUCUUGGGUUUGCUGCCUAUUGCAAACACCACUUCCAUUCUUGUUUAGUUACGUCCCACAUCCCCCUCGACCCCCCAAAUUUAGGACCGCUGACCCUCACAACAUUUACCAUAUCAUCAUAUUCUCAGUAUCCAUUAAGUGCAUAGCGUAGGACUGACGUAGCAACGCGGAGAGAAGUGUCCUUGGUUCUUCCGAUCUUCUCGGAGGGCAUUGUGUAAUCUGAGCAUGUCUGAACCCAAGCCCUCGUUGGCCGCCGGUUCGGAGGAUGCGGAAGUCUUCAUAUCCGCUUCCGAGGAUGAAGCAUCGCAGCAAGAAAUUACACCAGAACUCCUAUCAUCGCUCGUCAAGCAGGUGGAGUUCUACUUUUCUGAUGCUAACCUACCUACUGACAAAAAGCUUCUCAAGCAAAUUCGCAAGGACCCUGAUGGCUAUGUUCCCGUGAAGCUCUUUGCCAACUUCCGCAAAGUCCGCGCCCUGUCCAAGGACGUUGCAGUCAUCACUGAUGCCCUGCGCGGGGCAACUCAGCUUCAGCUAUCGGAGGACGGCAAGCGUGUACGGCGCAUUGUGGCAGUACCAGAGUACGACAUUACCGACAUCCAGCGCCGCACCAUUGUCGUGGAGAACCUGCCCGGCAACCCAAGUCCAACGAUUGAGAGCGUGACCGACAUGUUCCGCAUGUACGGCCGUGUGAAGCUCGUCCGCAUUUGCAGCCGCGAGUCCAAGGGCAAGCUGCCCAGCUGGUUGACGAGCUCGUGCCAAAACAUGAUUGGCCAGCAGCAUGCAUACGUGGAGUUUGAGGAGGAGGAGGGCGCCAUCCUCGCCUCGGCCGCGCUAGCGCAGGAGUGUGAUGCACCAGAUGGUGUUGUGCAAGUUCGUCGGUUGCUAGCCUGCAUUGCCGAGCAACGCGAGCGUCGCAGCAACGGCAACGGCAGCAGCUGUGGCGGCGGCAGCAACAUUGGCAGUAGCAGUCGCAAGGGAAGCCGCGACGUGUCUCCCUUGGGAAGCCGUGCUGGCGGCAGCCGCCGCAACAGCAGCGGUGGCAUGUCGUACGGCACCUCGUAUGGCAGCCACUCGUGCGGCGGGGGCUCUUGGACUUGCACCUCGUCUGGUGGCGGCGCCAGCUUGGCUGCUGAUUCAUACCAUCAUGGGUACCACCACCACACGUACGGCGGCGCGUACGAGCAAGUUGGCAGUGGGAGCGCUUGCCAGCGCCGGAACAGCACAGCCGGAGGUGCGGUAUCGCCGAGGGGUCUUCCGCCUCCACCGCCUCCUCCUCCGCCACCGCAGCGGAGGAGCUGCGAUAGCGCUCCACCUUCGGAGAUGGCUCCUUCCGCCGCCAACUCCAACGGAGGAAGCAGCCUUGGCGGCAGCAGCGGUGGCGGCAACAACAGCGCUGUGGGCGACUUGCGCGCGCGCUUGAACAUCUACCGCCCGCCCGCCAAGCGGUUGUCAGACGGUUACAACCCGCCGAUUCCUGUCCCUCCAGUAGCGCUGCACCGCCAGUCCAAUGGCAGCUUCACCAGCAAUGCCAGCAGCAGCUACUGCGCCGGCGGCAGCAGCAUGGCCAGCACCCCCACCUGCGCCCCUUCGUCUCCCGCACUGUCCUCCUUCGCUCCCUCGCCACCGCUCCCCUCACGUGGAGCAUCUUCAGGUGGCGGCAGACCGCCAGCGCAUCCGCCUCUGCCGCCCCCGCCACCUCCUUCGUCCAAGUCCCAGGCCACCGAGGCUAUCCUCGCUGCCUCCUCUCCCAUGGCUCCUUCCUCGGCUACUGCUGCCAAUGCCCUAGCGGAGGCGAUUGCGCAGGCUCAGGCGGAGAGGCGUGCAUCAGAGGCGGGAGCUUCUGCAUUCCGGGAGAUCUCCGUUACUGCUGUUGCUCCUACCGCGCCGGCGGCUUCUAUCGCGGCAGUCAACGCUGCUGUUGCCAGCACUGCGGCCCCACCCCCACCUCGCCCUACUUCUGGAACCACCGCACCCAAGUUUUGCUUUGACCUGGGUGUUGGAUCUUCAACAUCCGCUGCUGCUGCCCCUUCGUCGUCCGGACAACUGGUCCGCUCCAAUUCGAGCAUAGAUGGCAGCAACACGAACAGCAGCAAGGGUACCGGUAACGCGGUUCCAGCAGGCACCAAGGCACAUGGCAGCAGCUGUGGCGGCGCCAUUGCCACCGCCCCGCUCCCUCGCGGCGGCACUCAGGCCCAAAUGGUCGCCAACGUUGAAGAUUUUAUCAACAACAUUCUGGCGCGUCCCGCAGCUCGCCCCAUCCCUGCACCUGCGGCUGCCGCAGCAGCCGUGGCUGCCGCUGCCGCUGCCCAGCAACGCAAAACCGCAGCGACGCCGUCAUCAUCCUCUUCAUUCGCUGUGCCCGCCGUCAAGUCCUCUGGCUCGUCAUUCACGUCCACGUCAUCUCAGCAAUCUUGGUCUCAACCAUCCUCUGCUCGGGCCCCGCAGCAGCAGCAACUGCAGCAGCAGCCCCUAGAUGCCGCCGCUGCUGUGGCUGGCAUCCUGGCCUCCGCCCUGCGCCGCCCCGCAGGACCGCCCCCGGCCCCAACUGCCCCAAAGACCGCAGCAGCACCCUCUAACGCCUCGUCCAAUACAGCUUCAGCUGCCGGGACCCCAAGGGCUGCUCCCUUCUCCGCUCCCUUGGUGUUCCUCACGGCCAUGACUACCGCGGAUGGGGAGGACAUUCCGACUGAGGAGCUGCUGGCGAACGCUGUAACGGUCACCGUGCAUCACUCGGGCUCAUCUAAGAAGGCCGCCGGUGCUGCUGUUGUGCCUUCUGCUGGUGUUCAAGCCCCCGUCAUUCCGGCGGACUUGCCACCGAUUAAGGUUGCUGCGGCAGUUGCCGCUGCUGCCACAGCUACUACCACCAGCACCGGGAGCGCUAGCAUGAGCGAGGGUAAUGCUGCUAGCGCCGGUAGCAGCUUGACCAGCAGCCCACGUCAGGGAUUAUAUAAUGGCUAUGCCAACAGCAAUAACGGCUUCAGUAGCAAUGGUGCCGGUCGUGCGAUGAACCACCAGCCUGGAUCCAAGCGCCUAACCCGCCGCGAAUACGCCCAAUGGGCAGCCGCCACUCCCAAUUUCCGCGCUGAGGCUGCCUCCAAGUACGGCAAUGUUGUUGUUGCCGCUGCAAGUGCCGGGAUGAACAACAGCAGCAACAGCGCCGGCGGCUCGGCCGGUUACGUGCACUCUCGUUGCAGUGCCGGUGGCGCUGCUCCUGCUGCCGCUGCAGGAGCUCCUGCAUGCGGCGGCGGUGCCGAUGUCAACAGCCCUUCAGCUCUGGCGUCAAUUUCUGACGGCGGUGCAGCGGGUGUGGCUUGCCAUUCUGGUGCGCCACCCCAGCAGGGCGCCGGUAGCGGUGCCUCGGCUGCCAUUUGGCAUGUGGCCCGUGGGCCGGACGGCUCGCGGGGCUUUGGCGCGCGCAUCCGGGCAUAGGUAACAAACCUGCGGUGACAAUGGUUUUUGGUUUCGGUAGGCCUAUGGGCGUCUAGAGUUUGUUCGGUGAUUGGCGUCUUUGCAGGCGUCUUUGUCUAUUAGUGCGGCUUUGCAGCCGGAUUGUAUAAUUGCAACAAAGGAGUGUGACCAGAUGGGUGUUUGCGGGGUUUAAUGGUCAGAACAGGUAGCAGAAGGUCGUCACUAGUAAGCUAUGCAAGUGAUGUGGCGACGGCAGCUCUUAAUAAAUCAUAGCCGUGUGCUACCUAUAGACGUACUACUAGUGCGAACAUGCUGUAGUUGUAGGGGACUCUUUAUAUAGCUCUCCCAUGGGCGUACGGAAAUAGAAGACACUUCUGGUAGCACCCGGGCACUGCUGUUGUACCAGCUCAGCGCGUGGCCUCUUGAUUGUCGUACAGGGCAUUAAUAUGGCUGUUCGCACAUCGUUAGGCAUGCAACUGGUACAAAAGGACAGGUGUAUGCUCCCCUGCUGAAACAUUCAGGGGCUUAGAUGGAACGGAAAUGGAUGUUUGGUGGAAUACUUGAGGAUCUUAAGGUUUGGUUCUUUGGUCUUGACACGUUGGAAUGGUUCGGAUUGACCGCGGUGUACUCGCCAGGCACGCACAUUUGUCUGGAUGGUUAGUGCAGACCUAGUUCCACCUCCCAUGGCCCAUUAGCUGGUGUGAUAAUUUUUACAUUUUGACCCACUAAGUGCUUUUGCGACUGAUACCUUGGAGGAGAUUAAAGUGACGGCAGAACGUAGAGUAAGCAAAACAUGUUAAUAGUGCAAAUGUUAGGCCCGCCAAUCGUGAAGUAAGGUGCGUGUCCAGGGCCCUGUGUGGAUGAUGGAAUACAGUCUUGAGUUGACAUCCGGGGGGCCUGAAGCGUGCGCCAGUGUACGAUUGUACGGAAUGCUGAUGAUGCUUUAGCUGUCUUUAAUGACUUUAACAGACUUGAUGGUCACAGGCAAGGCGACUUAACAUAUGGGCCAUAAAUGUUUGCUUGAUGGUGGGUAAAACACACGAUACAAUGCUGCGGGGCAGGUGUGUUGGCCCGUGCCUCGUGGUCCCCCAGAAGAGUGUGGAGCCUUUUCACACAGCCUGUAUGUAGGUUGUUGGGUAUGGCGCAUAAUAGAAACGGACACGAUGCGAGUUUUUCGUCGUAACUCUUAAAACUUCUAGUACUUUUAGGUUCCAUGCGCGUCUCCUGUGGAAGUACGUAGCAAGGCCGUGCUGCCUCUUUAGGUUUUCUAUUCACUACUAAUGCGCGCAUCCGGGUAGGGAGGGUUGCCCGGGGGCGCUCUCAAGUCGCUUUGUCGGUGGUGGAGGGUUUGGGAGGAGAGGGGGUAAGAGAAGCAUUAUAAACGCUGCUAUGCUGGAUGGCAGUCGGCUUUUCUCCGCCGCUAUAUUUAAUGGUGCGCUUUGCUUAUUUGCCAUGGUAUGUCGCCCUUCUCUGUAACAGAGAAGCAAAAAUCGGAUGCUUCAAUCAUAUCGAUUCUCUUGAUUCGUUAGCGCCGCCUUCGAGAGCUGGUUUUCCUGGUGGACAUUUGUGGGCUGUAAGGCUUCUUACCACAGCACGCGUGUAUGUACUGUGCCGGAAAUGACCAGAACCUAGCCCUCUUGCAACCUGUACGUUUGCACUCUAGCACUCUAGGAUACUGCAACUUGUAAGCAUAACCUUUGCAGGCUUUAGGAUGGGGCUUGGU